AUGAGCCGGAACGAAGCGAACAAGAAUACACCGAGUAAAUGGCUUUCUUUGUCCCUAUUAGACGCAUCAGGAUCUUCUACCCCGUUGUUAUCCCAUAUAGAUUAUUUAGAUUGUCAUGAUAGACCGGCCAUCCACAGCUACCUCGGUUAGGGGGUAGCCAUUUCACCGGUAUCAAUAAAUUCAUCAUUAUCUGUAAGUACCUACCCAGCAAAUUCUACUGACUUCCUAAUUUGUACCUUAAUGAAAUAUUUAAUAUCAAUAUGAAUCAUAAUAUGUGAUGGAAUACCUGAGUCCUACCUACAAACUACAUAUUAGGUUAAGACCGUCGUUGUGGCUGUGCAAGCUGAGCACCUUACAUACCUACCUAGUAGGUAGCUGAGUCGUCCACUGGUAGAGAGCUGGUAGAUAGAGAGGGAGAACGGUCUUCCAGUUUACUUCGUCACACCGAGAUCCGCCACCUCUCCAUCUAGAACCCCUUCAAUGUUACCUGCCAUUCCACUCACCACCAAGCACCUAUUAAUGCCCAAUGCUACAACGGGUUCGCAUUUUAUCAACUCGAUGCCGAAAUCCUCUUUACCCACCAGAGCCUGAUUGAUAGCUUACUACCCUAGGCAGUCAUGGAAGCGCUUCCGUCAUACGAACAAGCCAUCACCCAUCCCGACUGGCUGCAUCUGGUCGCCCCAUACGUCCCGGUGGUAGAUUGGCCCCGAUGCUGUCUGGUCGAUCACCGGUUUUACCUUCAGUUCGCACCCCGUCUCUGGCAAGAUCCAUUAGUAAAUAUAAGACGUCUUGGGUUGCAUCCAAAUGACGACUUGGCUUGGUAUCGCCGUUUUAUGAGCAGGCAUGUCAAAUCCGUGAGGCCCAGGACGCGCGCCUACGUGCGCUCGCUGGAUUUCCGGGACUUUGCUCUCCGUGCAUCUGGGCUCUACUCCUCCGAAGCGAGCGAGCGAGCCAUAUCAGAGAGUUUCAAGCACCUGCCUGAGAUCUUCCCAGGUCUCAUAUGCCUACUGGUCGAUGGCCAUCCAGAGCUGGACCCGGGGUCUCUAGCCUCGGCCCCUCAGACAUCGCAGUCCCUGCAGCUGCUCGACCUGGCGUGCUGCCGGCACGAGCUCACGCCCAAGAUAUUUGGAUCCAGCUUCUUCAGGGACCUAGUCUACUUGGACAUAUCCUUUAUCCCCGGCUCCGUCAAAACCGCCAUCCAGCACUCGCUUAACCCCCAAACGCUACCAGAACUCCGCGUAUUAAAGGCCAGGGGCCGAGAAGUAGACAACGCGACAGCGAGUCUGCUCUUCCAGACUUUCGGCCGCCAGCUAUGGAGCAUCGACCUGAGCCACAAUAAACUCAGCGACGAUGUCCUCGCCGACAUAGUCGAGCACAGCAUCUCGCGCUUCACCUUCCACACCGACGCGCACUUCGCGACGGAGGGAAGGCUCAUCUCCCCCAAGAAUGUCGGCACUCGCGAAUACGGGCCCUUCGAAUUCAUAGCAGAGCCUCUCGGACCGCACAACGCAUUGGAGAAAUACCUCGCGGACUCGCCGUCCUACUCGCAGCGAGCAGGCCAGCCCGGCCCCCCGCAGGAAUACGAAGCCGUCCGCCCAGACGGCCUCGGCCCCCUCCGCCACGACGACGCGCCCACCGCAAAGAAGGACCUCCUCCUCUCCGAGGCGCUCCCACAAAGCGCCGGCCUCGGCUACGGCGGCCUGACGCACUUACACCUCAACGGAAACCGCUUCACCGUCUCCGGAAUCGAGCGGCUCCUCCGCACAUCCCGCGGCCGCCUCGAACACCUCGAAUGCGACACUAUCCUCUGCACGCCCGCGCACGCGGCCAACCUCAAACGCAUAAAGAUGUUCGGCCUCCCCUCCUCCGCGCCCCUCCUCCGCCCCCUCGUCUCCUCCGCCCUGCGCUCCCUCCGCGCCCACCACUCCCUCGUGACCCAGGUCCCCGCCCUCUCCAUCGCCGGCGUGUCCCGCGUCGCCGCCGCGCGCCUCUCGGAGGGAAUGGUGUGCGCGAGCAUCCGCCGCGCGUACCCGCUGCCCUUCGAGCCGGACACGAACCCGCGCCUCGCGUCGCUGACGCUGACGGGCAUACCCGCGCGCUCGGCGGGGGCGGUGAUAGAGGGGCUGGUGAGGUUUUUGGGGAUGGCGGCGGUGCAGCGGGAGAGGGUUAGGGGGGCGAGGGGAGGGGUGGUUGGGGGGAGGGGGGCGGCGGUGCUGGGGGGGCUGAGGCAUGUGAGGCUGGAGGUGGAGAGGGAUUUUUUUGACGGUGGUGGUGGUGGUGAUGAUUUGGAUGCGAGCUCGAUGGGUGGAGAUGAUGAUGAUGAUGUGGAUUACGAUCGGUUGCUUGAUCCGGGGGGAAGUGAUUUCGGCCAAGCUACCGGGAGUCUUUUUUCUUCAAACGGGGACGAUGGCGGUGAUGGGGCUUUUGGGAUCACGUCGAGGAUGAGGAUAAGUACGAGUACGAGUACCAGCACCAACGCCAACUCCUUGGGCUACAAACACCUAGCUAGCGAGCACACGCAGGUAGGAUCACACACGCAACCACCCCUCCCAUCCUCAUCGCCCUUCCUCUCGUCCUCGGCCUCACUCUCCACACCAACAUACACAACCCACACCAUCCCCCCUUCCUCCUCACUAUCGGGCAACCUCUUCUCCAUACCCGUCUACACCGGCCCCUCGUCCCCCCUACCCCCCUCAUCCACCACCAACACCGCCGCAAUCAACGAAUACGCAUGGAACCUCCACCAAGACCCUUCUCUCCGCACCACCAUCAUCCCCGCAACACCGAACCACGUAGCGGCGGGCGUGCCGCCGCUGUCGUUCGUGUAUCACGAUGCGUGGGAUGCGAUGGUCUUGCCUUCUUCUUCGGCACUGAAAAGUUGUGGGGUAGGGGGAAGGGGCAGUAGGAAGGGGUUUAGGGACGUGGCGAUGGCGAUUAAGGAGUUUCGGAUGCAGACGAGGGGCACGAGGGAGCAUUGGGAUGGGAGACUGGAGCUGGUGAGGAUGGGGUAGGCUAUGAAUCUCUGCUUGCACGACCGUGAGGGGGGUGGGAAAGCCUGGUGGACUGUCUUGUUUCUUGUUGUUUUAAGCACCAAAGGUUCUUUUAUUAGCUUAUAGUUGGAUUUAUAAAUACCCCUGAAAGCAUCCAAUGCAUGUCUAGAUAAUACAAUUAAGUAUACCUAGAUUC
Hypoxylon fragiforme is the source of this 3186-nucleotide messenger RNA. RefSeq lists its product as uncharacterized. Lineage: Eukaryota; Fungi; Ascomycota; Sordariomycetes; Xylariales; Hypoxylaceae. The coding region runs from base 618 to 3011 and encodes 797 amino acids. The record is from RefSeq and is a predicted model, not a curated record. The transcript is spliced from 2 exons.